This is a messenger RNA of Brassica napus (rape), 4842 nucleotides long. RefSeq lists its product as uncharacterized. The record is from RefSeq and is a predicted model, not a curated record. NCBI's taxonomy places the organism in Eukaryota, Viridiplantae, Streptophyta, Magnoliopsida, Brassicales, Brassicaceae. The transcript is spliced from 5 exons. Bases 1846 to 2754 code for a protein of 302 amino acids.
AACAGAAGAAGUUCAGCCCCGAUAGACAGAAAUCCCUUUCGACUUCCUUCUUCCAUCAAGUUUUAGGGUUCAUCCACUGUUCAAUCUGCGACGAUUCUUACAUGUUCUCUGCCACCAAGACUGGAGGUUCGAGAGAUUCAGUGGCUCAAAUCGGUUUUAUCGGCAAAACAUGAAGGGAGCCGAUUGUAAUUUAGAUAUAAUGCCUCCAAGGAAGAAGCAGAAUAAAAGAUCCAACAAGCUGAACUUAAAGAAGAGGACUUUGAGCAAAUCUCAGAAACUGGAGCUGAAGAAACUUGAGGAAGACAGGGAGAAAGAGCUCCUCUCUGCAAAAAAAAUCUGAUUUGUUAAAGAAUGCUUACACUCUUUCUUUACUUCAAAAUUCAUUCAUUAUUUUUGUUUAUAUGAGUUUGGUAUUGAGUUUAUGCAGCAAGUAUGAAAUAUAUGAGGAUGUGUCUUCGCUUUUACAAUCUUCAAAAGUCAUCGGAAGAUCUGAUACGAAGCUGGAGAAACGCAGGAGACCAAUACUCUAAAGCUGGUGUUUUGUCUGAUGAACCAGUCAAGGAAAAUGACAACUCUGAUUUUUGUAUGGGCGAGCCUACCACACCUGAAAUCCAUAUCCCGGCUCUUCAAUCUGAUUCUGACCAACUUAUUCAUCCCAACGAGCUCGAUUCCAAAGUGAUGAUGAUCUCUGCUUAAGAGGUCCGUGAAGAAAAUGAAACGAUGUAUAUGAAUCUACAGACAAUUGUCAUGAUGAUGAAGAAGGCUUACAAAGAAUGGUUUGUCAAUUUUUUUUUAAAAAAAAUUGGCUAUGAUGUAUGUUUGGUUUGAUUGGUUUUUAAUGGGUUUUGAUAACGAGAAGUAUGAUGAGAGAGACACAAGGACCUGUGUUUGUAGUUCAUGUUUCAAGACCAGCUGAAGUUGAACAGACGUGGAAGGAUCUUCCUAUAAUUAUGAUGGAGCAGGAGAUCAUGGAGACUCAAUUAUCAUCCCACCGUAAUUAUUUCUGGAAAGACCGGUUGUGGUAAAACCACUCAAGUUCCUCAGUUCCUUAUGAAGCUGGCUUUGGCUCAAAGCAAGUCAGUUCUGGAAGUGUGGUUAUCGGUAUUACACAGCCACAUCGUGUGGCUGUCCUCGCCAGUCGCCACUGACAAGAGGGUGGCUCAUGAGCUUGGUGUUCGUCUCGGUCAAGAAGUCGGUUUCCAAGUUAAGUACGACAAAAAAAAUUGGCUAGAACUCACCUAUCAAGUUUUAUGACCGAUGGGUAAUACGCAGAAGAGCAACGUCACGAUCUGAAGAGAAUUUCCAUAGCCGCAGCUUCAGCCAUUAAUGGCGGCAGGAAGAAAUCACUUGGUUGCAGAGGAGGGAGGACAUCACACUUGGCGGUUGUGGUUGGUUUGUGUAACUGGCACCUGCACUUCCUGUCAAGUUCUCCAAUGACAUCGAGGGGAUUCAGUUUAUAAACAGCAUAAGAAAAAGUCAUGUUGAUGCUUAUAUCAAGCGCGUCACUGAACUCCCAUUUGAGGUUUUAUGAUUAUCAAGUUUUAUGAUUAUGAAGGUGAGGAAUUUACUUACCGAAUUCAUGUUUCCAAUGAAUAUCUUACUCUCAUCACUUGAAUUGGUUUGAUCUUCAUUGAUAAAAAUAAAUUUAUUUUGCCAAAAUCAAUUUAGUAGAAAAAAAUUACCUAUAAAACAGAUUCAAAAUUAAAAAGCGACGCCAUAGGCGAUUUUUGAAAACCACCACCAAACUCGUUUCUUCACCGGAGAUCCACGUUUCCGGCGGCUUCGGCCGUCGGAGUUUCCUGUUUUUUCUUUUAGUUAUUGUUACUUUAGUAAUCUAACCAAUUCAUGAUGAAUUGGACAUCAAGUUUUUCGAUUUGGAGAAAACCAAAUCGCGUUUUGUUGUCACCCCACCACUUGCGAUCACCCGGAUUUAACCAGCAGCGAAUAUCACCUAUGAUAUUGUUCGGAGAUAUAUCAUUGCUUAUGCGUUUUCGUCGAGCGUUGGGUGUGCGUCUCUUCUCCCUACGGGAGUAUCAUUCUCCGGUGUUGGAAUUCCUAGUCUUAUGGAGUUACUGUAUCGAUGGCCUUUACUUGCACAUGUUGCAAGUUGAUAUAAUCAUUCAAGGAUCUUGCCUUGUGCAGAUAAGGAAUCGACAAAAAAUCCCUCCAUGGCCAGGAGAUUUCAAGAGAUGGAUGCGUCUCAUACAUGAAGAGUUGGAAACGUGGUGCAUAAUCAUUGGGUUAUACUUUUGGUGGUUCAUGUCGUACAGACAAUUGCUACUCAUCUUGUUUAUUCUAAAAGCUUUCCUUCAAGAUUCAGUGGUGUUGAUGAUUAAGAAUAAAAUACAGAGGAGUGAAUGGGGAAGUGUACGAUUUAAAGUAUGGAGUCUGAAGAUAUCUCAACAACAAAACGGGUUGAAGUUAUUGCUUUAUUGGUCCCAAAGCAAAAGAAUAUCAACACCAUGGACAGGUAUAAUUAAACAUGUUAUCUCCUGCAGCGGGAGUGUUAGGGACGGAUUGCGAUGUAACAGAUGGAUCGUAUCCAAUGAUCUUUUUAAAGAAGAAAGGCAUUUACUCACAAGAAUUGAGAGCCAAAAGAAAGAUCUUAUAAGACCAAGAACAAAGUGGAAGAAAGCUAGCGAAUCAGCCUAUCCUACGAAUGCGUUAGGAAGCAUCGUGUUACUGCUGUCUCUGUUAAAUGUUCUUUUUAACAUGUUUGAUGUAUCUUAUGUUUCAUGUAAUAUGUUACAUUGAUUUGAAAUUAAUAAAGUUAAGAUGUUAAAAAAAAAAAAAAACAGAUUCAAAAUUAAUGUUUUAACAAAGAUUAAUCUGAGUAUUUGCAAAUUAAACACCAAACUAGAUUAAAAGUUUCAUAAAAUUUCUAGAAGGAAAUCCAUUUAACACACUUUGUCAAACCUCUAAGUGAAGCAUUGGAAAAAGAAAAAACUUUGCCAGUUGAACUUGAGGAGCUGCUGCUUGCUCUGGUUAAGGCAAAGGAGAGGAGGUUGACGAGAGCAUUCCAAAAAAAAAAAAAGCCCGUUGAGGAGAGAAUUAAUGUUGUGGUCUCUGGCUACAAGCCGACACGAACCAAACAAAUAUGGAAAAAAUGUUUUUAACGAAUUGCAAGCGAGGCACUUCCAAAUUGAUAUCGAAACUGAAUUUUAUCAAGGAAAAAGAAAGGCUUGGGCGAGUACAUGGCAAGACUGUAAUUAGCGUGACCUUGACAUAUAUUGAUAAAAGCACACGAAAUGAACUGAAAAAUAACCUUAAGUUUAGUUGAAUUAGCAAAACAUGUAAGAAGUGGAGAUGAUGCCAUACCAUAAGAAGCUGAUUGUGGGGGCUCUCAGUUGGUUUGUAGGCUAUGCUCCACCUCUUGAGUUCAAUUAAAGAAGAGGAGAAGAAUAGAGGUUGUAGGUGAUUAAUGUAUAAAGUAUAAAAUUUAAAUAUGUGCGUAACAUCUAUAACAAUAAUAUUAUUCGAUAGUCCAAUAAAUAUAUUAUAAGAAUGUAAUAUGAGAAAUGGUGUAACAUUUGUAUUUUGUUGUGUGGUAAGUAUAUGGCGUUAUAUUUGUGAGGAUCCGAUUCGGAAAAGCACGAGAGCUAAUUGAGACAAAAAAAAUUCUUCUUUUUAACUUUUUUUCUAGAGAGCUUGGUUGUGUGUUAUUAAGGUAAUUCUUAUGAAAGUGAAUAAAAUACAAGUCAUUGGUUUCUAAUUUAUUCUAAAUUCUAAAGCACAAGCAGAACUAAAAUCCUAACACUCACCUUACACACAAUACAAAAUCUCCAUAAAAUGCAAUUGUUGUCAUGACUCUACGGUUUACUAGGUUAACCAACACAAACAAAACUCAAAAUACUUAAGUUGUUAUUACCUUAACGGUCCACUUCUACUUCGGUGUAGAAAACAAUUUAUAUUAGCUAAUAUUUUUGCUAAAACAAUAAAAAUCGCACUAGCUCCCACAAAGAAAUACUACUACCAGAUUUAAUCAUAUAAAUCAGAGGUCCACAGCAAUAUCCAACCUAUAAAACUCAGGUUAUUUCCACUAAUGCACUCACUCAGCCAAAAUCACACUCUAUUAUAUACAUCAGACAACCACACUUGAUUAAAUAAUAAAGCCCAAAUACAAUAACUCAAAAAUAAUUCAAAGAACAUGAUUUUCAUUUUCAAUCGUCCAUUCAAACUUGAAACAAACGAACUAAGUACAACAUCAGUUGUAAACCAACCCCUUUCCAUUAAAUUUGCAUAUUAACAAUCAUAUAUUUGUAAUGAAAAAUAAAAAUAUAACACAUCCCGCCCUUAGGACGGGCCGAUCCUAGUUUUAUUAUAAAGUAAAACAUUUAGGGUUUGAGAUUUGUGGUAUAGGUUUCGAAGACCUACAAUAAAGUCUAUUUAGCUGGUGACGUCUUUUUCAGUCUAUAUUUUUCAACCUUUUUUUUACAAAAAAAAUCAUUAUAUUUAAACUAAUUAGUUGAGUUCCUUAAGAGUAAAAAAGUGAAAUCAUAUACUAUAACUAUUAAAAAAUAAAGAAAUAAAUUUAGUAAAUCAUAUAUUAAAAUUAUUAAAAUAAUAAAGAAUAAACAACAAUAAUGAAAUUAUUAUAGUAGACUUCCAAAAAGGUCUACUAUGUUACAGUAAAAUCUACUCCAAAAUUUUAAUUUUAGUAGACUUCAAAAGAAGCAUACGGUGUCGUAAAUUUUAACCUAGUUACAUUUUUGUCUCCCUAUAUAAAUAAAAUUUAUACACUCUCUCUAUAAAGUGGAUGCACAAGUUUUUUAAACUCUCUCACUUCUCUAUAAAAUUAUCUCCCUUCUCUCUAAAAUUCUCUUCAUUCUCUCUAAAACUCUC